Messenger RNA from Cryptomeria japonica (Japanese cedar), 1697 nucleotides. Its product is annotated as pectinesterase. The record is from RefSeq and is a predicted model, not a curated record. The transcript is spliced from 2 exons. The coding region runs from base 72 to 1592 and encodes 506 amino acids. Gene Ontology annotation, biological process: cell wall modification. NCBI's taxonomy places the organism in Eukaryota, Viridiplantae, Streptophyta, Pinopsida, Cupressales, Cupressaceae. Gene Ontology annotation, molecular function: pectinesterase inhibitor activity; pectinesterase activity.
UCCUCAAGCACACAAAACGCACGGAAAUAUUUUCUUCUGAACUUAAAGACUUUGUAGGGUUUCGAUAAGACAUGAUGAGAAAGAUUAGGCAAGCUUUUAGUGCUUUAUUCUUACUCUUACUAGCUGUCUCUGCUUGUGCUGCAGGGCGCAAGGCAGAGGCAACUUCUUUGAAAGACAUGGCUAUAACUUCCGUUGAGCUCAGUCUCCAGGAAGUUAAAAUGCUGACCAUUGGAGCUUCUUCUCAGUCACUGUUUUUGGGCUCGGGAUCUUCCCCGGACGAUGAAAUUAAGCGGGCUGCAGUUCAAGACUGUGAGAUGUUGUUUAAAUACACGGUGGAGCAGCUGAACGAAUCGUUGACAUUGCUGAACAAAUCAGAACAGUGGAAGAAAGAUCAGGUGGAGGACGUGCAGACAUGGCUCAGCGCUUCUCUCACUGAUCAAGUCACAUGUAUUGAAGGAUUCAAAGGUGUCAAAGACGAUUAUGCAGAAUCUGUAAGAAAUAUUUCCAAACUUAUCAGUGAUUCCCUAGCAAUCGUCAACAGUUUACCUGUGGCCAGUAUUUCUCCCGGCGGCCAAAAAAAGCGCCGCCUUUUAGCUUCAGUGGAUAGUGAGUUAUAUUUCCCGAGCUGGUUGUCUUUAGCGGACCGGCGGCUUCUUCAGAGCUCUCCGGCGGGUGGAGUGAGUGCGAACGUGGUUGUAGCCAAGGACGGAACGGGGAAUUACAGGACCGUUUCGGAGGCUGUAAAAGCUGCUCCAAGUUACAGUGAUAGUCGAUAUGUUAUCCAUGUCAAAGCCGGAGUGUACGCAGAAUCGGUGGACGUCUCCAAAGAUAAUAUCAUGCUGGUCGGUGAUGGGAAAUACUCUACGGUCGUUACGGGGUCCAGUCAUGGAGGUUCUAUCCAGUCCGUGGCUACGUUUGCUGCAACAGGAAAAGGAUUCAUUGCACGGGACAUGGGCUUUGAGAACACAGCAGGGUCAGAUGCUGGGCCAGCCAUUGCCCUUAGGGUAUCAUCUGAUCUCUCUGCAUUUUACAGGUGCAGCAUGAAGGGCUACCAGGACACUCUGUACGCCUAUUCUCAACGCCAGUUCUACAGAGAAUGCGACAUUUCCGGCACCGUAGAUUUCAUCUUCGGCGACGCCGCCGCAGUUUUUCAGAGCUGCAACAUAUUGUCGCGCAAUCGUGACGGAGGGAAUGCAAACUAUAUUACGGCGCAAGGCAGAAGUGAUCUCAACCAGAACACCGGCUUCUCUAUCCAAAACUGCCAGGUGUCGGCGGAGUCCAUUCGAACAUAUUUGGGCAGACCAUGGAGAGAAUACUCUCGUACAGUAUUCAUGCAAUCAUUCUUAGAUGCGAACGUCGAUCCUGCUGGUUGGGCUGAGUGGUCUGGUAAUUUUGGAUUGAAGACGUUAUAUUAUGGAGAAUAUAUGAAUUCUGGGCCGGGGGCAGGAAUUGCAAAGCGAAUACAAUGGCCUGGAUAUCAUAUCAUUUCAACUGUAGCAGAGGCCAUCAGAUUCACCGUAGCAGAGUUUAUCUCUGGGAAUGAGUGGUUGCCUUCGACUGGUGUUGCAUUUCAAUCUGGAUUAGGUCGAUAAGAGAUCUGUUUUCUUGAAUUUCAGCAGAUUAUUCAACUUUUUAUUAUUCUAAAUAUAGAACUGGUGCUCCAUAUUAAUAACUAAAUUGAAUAGAUGUAAUUGUAU